AACUUGUAAUGACCCGCUCCCAUAAUAUUUUUAAUUUUGAAUAAAUAAUGGUAAAUCUUGUCAUAAAACUAUUAAACACUUGAUCUCAACUGGUGUAAUUAUGAUUGAUUACAUCAGAACAAAUGAAAAUUUUGCGAAUCCAUUUACUAAAAGUUCGUCACGAGAUCAGGUUAUCAAAUCAUCAAGAAGAAUGAGUUUAAAGCCUAUGAAUUAAGAUGAGAUUUAGCGGCAACACUAUUUAAAUGACUGGAGAUCCCAAUAAAUAGGUUCAAGGUGACAACUAACUCAAACUAAAUCUAUCUAAAGCACUGUCAAACUUCUGUCUAUACUCAGUUUCCUGGAUGAUUAAACAGUGCUGCAUAUAAGAAAUAAAGGAAAAUCAUUUGCUUUUAAUGAUUUGCAUCCAUUGUUUUGAGAUAUAAAUGGAGUAGUACAUAAUACUCCUCUAAACAUAUUUAUUGGCAAAUCACCUUGUGAGUGUGAAAUGAAGCCGUUUCUAGGAGAAUGAAUGAAAGACUAUAUUUUCCAAGUUCACUCAUGAUUAACUAUGAAUGUUCAAGGCCAAAAUGAACACAAUAGAGAAAAUAGUUUUGGAAGAGAAUAAAGCUAUGUUAUAGCUAUUGUCUCGGUUUACACCAAAGUUCAGAGGAUUCAAGACAUCAUGUUCACUUCAUGUUCGAAUAAAUCCGAUAGUUAUUAACAAUGACGGGUUCAAUUCUGAAAAAUGCUACCAACUCAUCCUCAUGCAGUGAAUUUUUUGCUCGUACUCUCAAAAAUCGUUUUCAUUAUAAAAUGAAACUAGUUUAAAGUAUUUUCAAAUUAUGAUAAACUUCGUAGAUAUAUAAAUUUGACUUGUUUAACAGAAAUCUUCAUAUCCCCCGGCAGUAUUGGAUAUAAUGAUGGUAUUAUUCUUACGUACGAACCCGUUGUCGAAAUAGAUAUUAAAUUAUAGGAUUAAGAUGGGUGAUUUAGGGGAAUAUACCCAACUGGAGCCCAAACUAGAGAGUUGGUUAUCGAUAGACAUUAUAAGCCCAACAAAAAACAAUUCACAUUUGUUUUUUUGACCCAAAAACCUUUUAAAAUAAUUAAUAUUCAUAAAUUAUGUAAUAUUUUUUACAAAAAAUAAAAUUGUUAACAUAUGUUAAAUUUUAAUAUUUACGGUUUAAGCGAAAAAGUUCGACUUUCCAGUUUUGGCGGAAAAACAUAUAUUUACGAUUUUGGCAGUAAAAUUAAAUUUUUAGUUUUGUUAGGAAAUUUUGAUUUUUUGGUUUUAGGGAAAAACACGAUUUUACGAUUUUGGCGGAAAAAACGAUUUUUUUUUGUUUUGACGGAAACACAAAUUUCUGGAUUCGAUGGGAAAACUUGAUUUUUUUUUGUUUCGGUGGAAAACACAUAAAUUUGCGGUUUUGGCGGAAGAGAUUGAUUUUUUUUGGUUUCAGUGGAAAACGCAAUUUUGAAGUUUUAACAAGAAAAUUUGAUUUUCAGUUUUAGCGGAAAAACUCGAUUUUUAAAUUUUGUUGAAAAAAAAUAAUUUUCUUUUAUUUCGGUGGGAAAAAUCAAUUUUGUUGUUUUGGUCGGAAAAAUUGAUCACCUCCGUACAACAGAAGAUUUAACAAUUGAACUCACUGCUUCAUCUCGAAGCCCUGAACAAAAGUAUUGUAGAUGCCUCCACAGCCAAAUACCAUCACACAGAGAAACCCAAACAAUGAAUUUAAGUCGAGAACGGAAAAUCAAAAUCUGAAAAAGGAACAAAAGAAUAGAGACCCACAUACUGGAACCAGACACAAACCCAAAAAAAUCUUUAUUUAAUAUAUAAUGCAUGUUUUAUAUUUUUUUAAUCGCUAUGUUUAUAGUAAAUAUAAUUUAUUUUAAUCCGAUAUUAUUUUUUGAGAAAAGACUUUAUUUUUACCCUAUUUUUCUAUUAAUAGAAUAGAAUUUCAUAGUUAAAAUAAAUUAUAUUUAUCAUCCCCACAAAUUGCAAUAUAUUGUUAAGUAUAUUGUAAUAAGUCAUCGACCAAAAAGAAAAUGGUCUAACCAUGCAAAUUAUAACUGGACAUAUGUGUCAUACGAUAACUAAUGAAUAAAUUUCGAAACUAUUUCUUUAACCUAAAAUAAGUCUUGUAUAAAAAAAACAAAAAAGAGAAAGAAUUAAUUAAGAUAAUCGGUUUGGCUCAACAAAAAUAAUUGAAUGAAACCAAACCACAGAUUAAAGAAAUAGGGUCGUUACACUUUCUUUGUUAAUAUAGUAAUCCUUUACGUUUAGGAUAACAAAUGUGUUUGUGACAAAAAAAAAAAAGGAUAACAAAUGUGUAUGAACACACACACAAAGAGAGAUUUAUUUUCACUUUGUAUAAUUUUCAUUGGCAUCGUUAACGCUUUUGUUUCCAAAAUCCAAUAAAAUGGAAAUAGGGUCGUUACACUUUGUUUGUUAAUGCCUUAAGGAUAAUAUGUGUGUAUGAACACACACACACACACACACACACACACACACACCAAAAGGGAUCUGUUUCAUUGUCACAAUCUACUUUAUAUGAUUUCGUUUACUAUCAUUAACUGUUAGUUUUGUUUCAAAAAUCCAAAUAAGGAAAACUACGCAUAAGACACUGAUGAAUCUUUCUAGCUGGCAUAAAAAAAGAAGCUGAAAUGGAUCGUCGCAUCCAGAGAGAGAUAGAGCGAUAUGCAUGUGCCCACACCUACUAGUCUACUACAGUCUACAGGUUGAAGUAACUUCGUGGUAACUUCUCAUCUUCACCUGUCUAUAUAUACGCACACAUUGAUCGAGAUCAUUAUCACAAAUCAAGUUCAGACUCUUCCUUUUUUUCAUACUCAAAACCAACUAAAAACACAUUAUGGCUAACAAUUUAGAUGCAAUUUCGAAGGAUGACUUUCUGAGUGAGGAGGAGCGUUUGUUCAUCCUUAAAACCGAGGUCGAGUCUUUGAAGGAACUGAAGGAACAUACGUAUCUCUUUGACGGUACCGUCGACCUAAACGUGCUUGCUGCCAAGACUAUGAACGCUACACGUGGUCACCUAAAGACAUUGGUUGGUACUGCAUGCGCAUUCGUUAUAAGGGCAGAAGAUAAGAAGAGAGGUCAUGAAGUCCCAUCCGGGGAGGUUUUAACGGUCACUAUGGAGGAUUUCGACUUUGCAUGGGGAUUGGUUAAGCAGAUAGAUCCUGCGGAAUUUGAAAAAAAAAAGUCCUUCGAAGCCAGCGAGAAAGAGGACGUAAAACUAAGUCAAGCAAGAAAAUAGUUUGAUUCAAAAAAACCAUAUGGAAUAAAUUUAUUAACAUUGAGCAUUAUAUGAUGCGUACGUAGUACUUGGCUUGUAAGUGAACUAAUAUGGGUUUGAUGCAUAUUUUAUAUUUUAUUCCUCUUUAUUGAACUAAUAUAUAUGUGGAAUUUAUUAUCUUUCUCUUUUCUUUUUCGGCAAAAUGUGUGGAUGGUGAAUAUAUGCGUUUGAAAAACAUAAUGCUAAGCAUAACUUGUGUCUUGAAUUUUUCUUUCGAAAACUGUUUACCAACAAAUUGUAAAUAAGCAAACAAAAGUGUCAAACAUAAAUAUAAGUUAUAAGAAGAAGAAAAUGCAGAGUAAAAUUAGUAAC
Brassica rapa (field mustard) is the source of this 3602-nucleotide messenger RNA. RefSeq lists its product as uncharacterized. The record is from RefSeq and is a predicted model, not a curated record. NCBI's taxonomy places the organism in Eukaryota, Viridiplantae, Streptophyta, Magnoliopsida, Brassicales, Brassicaceae.